AUGUGGGCAGCUCGCGGGCCACCGCGGAUCUUGCGCUCGGCGCCGGGCGCGGUCGUCUGCGCCAGCGCCGACGGCGUCUACAAGGCCGACGUCCUCCUGGACGCGGUGCAUCUGCGCUGCUACCAGAUCAAGGACGACUACCCGGCUGUGUACACGCUCGUCCGCCCGGCGAACCUGCCGAUCGCCGCCGCCUUCAUGGCCCCGCGGGCGUCGCGCUUGGCCGUACUCACCGAGACGAGCCUCGAGAUGUACUUGUGCGCCAAUGACAUUGCAACUGGCGUCACGUUCAACUUUGCGCUCAGCAUUACGCUCGGCACGAAAGGCGUCGAAGUCGCCACGACGCUGGCCGCGAACGAGCAGCACCUCUUCAUUGGCACCUCGCUGGGGCGCAUGAUGGUGUUUCAAUGGGCGGAUCUGCGCGCGGGUGGCCACUUUGUGGCGCCCCUCGACGUGCUCGGCAGCCGCCCCACGUUGCCCGUCCUCACCGAGCCAUCGGCCGUGCGCUCGAUCUCGUGCAGCAGCGCCACGUACGUGCUUACGUCGCUCGUGUAUGUCUGCGUGUGCUUCGCGAACGGCUUUGCGGUGCUCCUGAGCUUUGCGCCGACGCACUUGCGCCUCGAAGAGAUCGUGUGGCUCAACGAAGUCAUCUCGACGCUUGGUGACGUGACCACAUGCCACGUCGACGGCGAAGCGUCCCUCAUCGCCCUCGGCCACCACGCGACGCUCUCGCUUGCAGUGUGGGGCUUUACACCCGACGACCUCGGUGCGGUCACUGCCUUGGCCUUUACCGACGACGGGCGCGCGAUUGCAGUCGGCUUUCUGCUCCGCGGCAUGGCGGUCUUCUCCAUCGACAGCUGCAAGCUCAUGUCGACCUUGCCGCAGCAGCUGGUCGCCAAGGACAACGAGCUGCUCCGGAACGGCGUCUCCUCGCUGCAGUGGACGAACGCGAGCAGCACGCUUCUCGUGACGCCCCGACUGUACGACAAGAACACGCCGCCGCCGUCCUCCUCGACAAGCGCGAUGGACCCGUCGCCGUGCUAUACCCUUGUGCAUGUCGAGAUGCUAAAAGAGCUUGACGGUCUCUGCCUCUCGCUGGCGGGCGAGCCUCUGCAGUGCGGCGCGUGGGUCCGCAGCGAGGCCCCGUUUGUGCCGCAGCCGUCGGACGGACUGCCCGGUCCAGCCGAGCGCAGCGGCCACAUUAUAGGCGGCGACCUAGUGGUCGCGAUCAACGACCAAGCCGUGGCGCACUUGGCGUUCAACGAUAUUGUGGCGAUCCUAAAAGAGCUCCCGUUGGGGUCGUCGGUGAAGCUCUCGCUGCUGCGCAUCUCGUUCGCGAAAGCAUUUGCGCUCGCGACACUUGCGCUCCAGUCGCAUGCGUUUUGUUCGACGCACAAGCUCGCGCUCGACGAAGACCAGGUCGUGUGGGAGUACGCGCUACGCAUGCAGGCGACGCUCGGCGACUGCGUGUCGCCCAAGCCGUCGAUGCUCGCGUUCGAAGAGCGCGCCAAGUUUGACGGGUACAUGGCCCUCGCCGGCCUCUCGAGUACUCUGGCUAUGCAUCGGUACCUGAAACUCUACCUCGCAUGCUUUCCGCGCACAAACUGGCAGCCGAUCGAGGCGCUCGACCACUUGCUGGCCUUUCACAACCCCGAGACGCCGCGUCUUCCGACCGCGACGCCGACGGCCGUGCUGGUCGACUUUGCACGCUCGGUGCUGCCGAUGGGGAAGAGCGAUUUGCAUCUCCUCGAAGCGACGAGCAUCCACGUGCUCGCGGCCAACUGCAAGAACGAUCCGUGCGGCGUGCUCUCGUCCGUUGCGAUCCCCGUGCCGAGCACGUACACGAACCAAAACAGCCCGAUGCAGCUCCUCGCCGUCUCGUCCGACGAUACCCGCGUCGCCGUCGCUGGAACCCGUGGCUUUGCCCUCCUCCACAAGCCCAAAGGCGCAUGGCUCUGUUUCGGGAACGUCCACGACGAGCAAGCUUUCCGCGUGGUCGCGAUGGACUGGUGGCACAACGAAGCGCUCGUCGUCCUCGUGCUCCAAGACGAUCUGCUUCUUAUUGACGUCUACGCCCGCGACCGCCUCGAUGCCCGCUGCUGCCGCCUCGUCUUGCCGCCGACCGCGUUCUUUUACGCGAUUGCCGUCGACCACGAUCGCGUCUACUGCCUCUCGCUGCAGCAAGUGCUCGUGUACCGUAUUGCGACGUCCGGGUCGGCCGACGCGGGGAGUCUCCGCUUUGAGAUUGAGUUUGAGCGGGCCGAGGCGCUGCCGCGCUGCAACGCCAUGGUCGGCCAAGCCCACUUGUUUGUGCCGAUUCCGCGCCUCGUGCCACACUCGAAUGCCGCAUACAAGAAGAGCGGCGCGUGGUUCACCGGCUGGCUCGGUCUCUUGGGUGAAUCGGACAAGUCGAUGCUCUUGCCACGGUUUGCGCUCCUCGAUACGCUCGGGUGUCUCUAUGUGUGGGACCCCGAAACAAAGGAGCAGGUGCUCUUGGCCAGCGACAUCUCGCACGUCUCGACCUGGCGUGGCCCGAGCGAGCUCCCGACACCGUGCACGCUCAUGCACGGCUUGUAUGGCCCCAAGGGCUUUCAGGCGUGGUGGCCGCUCCUGGACGGCGUCGACUUUGAGCCGAAAGCGCACGCCGAUGCGCUCCGAUCGUUUCUACAAGUCCACGAUCCGAUGCGCGCGCGCAGCAUGGGCAAGCUCCACGGAUCGCCCGAUAAGAUGGCCAACACAUACUAUGAGCUCUUGGCCGAGUAUGGGGUCCAACUCGAGAUCGCCAACGCCGAGCCAGAGUCGUCGGACGUUGUUCCGAUCUCGGUGCACUGCAUCAUGGUCGAUCCAGUCUUGAAAUUCAACCCGGAAGUGCAGCUCGUGGGGAUCCAUGCCCGGUUCGGCGUCCUCGUUGGCGCGUUUCAAGACCAAUAUGUCGGCAUCUACGACAUUGCGGCUCGUGUCCAGCCGCUCUUGCACUCGCUUCUCUCGCUUUUGCUGGUGCAGAAGCAGUCGACGCUCGCGCAGGCGUGCUUGGAGGUCAUGGCGGCGCGCCUCGGUCUCACGACGCCCACAAAAGAGCUCGUGCUCGUGACCGCACUCGACAAUGCGUUUCAACGGGUCUGGCCGCGUGCGGUCGUCGAGCGCACGCUGCUUUUGCUCCAGGACCCCGAGAACGAGAUGGAAACGUACUGUGAGAUCGUGGCCAACGUCGCGCGCAAGGUCGAGCCCAACCGCCUCCCGCUCCUCUUUCCGAUCGCGGGCGACCCGAGCGCGCUCCUCCAGCUCUGCCGGCAGCGCCACGAAGUGCGGACGGCCGCCAACUUUCUCUUGUGCCUCGACGAGUCCGUGAGCACGCCGACAGUCCUGACGCGGACGCGCACCAACAGCUUUGCGCAGUUCCAGUCGCGGAGCGCGCUCGCUCUCGAGCUCAUUGUCGACUGCGUCGAGUGCGACGAAGACCAUUUGGCGCUGCAGCUGGUCCGCGUCGCGCGCGCGUGGGAGCCGGGCCACUACUACCACGCGAGCAACGGCGCGUCGCCGCAGUACGAGCGCUACAUUGACGAGCAGCUCGGGAAAUAUGCCUUCCAGAUGCUUGUCCAGUACCGAUUCGACAAGGUCGUAUGGCUCCUCUCCCAGACCCAAGUGCCACUGCCCGUCCUGUUUGGCGACGAUCUCGGCGUCCGUAGCGAGAGUCUCGCGCUCAUCCACGAGCGCCUCGACGUUCUCUUGACGAUGGACGAGCUGCGCUUGCUCCACAGCGCUGUUGCGGCAGCCAAGUACGAGCAGUGGGCCACGCUUCUGGAUGCACUCUUGCACACGUAGAGAUCCAUGGGAUUGUUAUAUACACAGAAAGGCCAUUAGCCAUGACGAAAGAUGAGAAAGCCGAUUUGGCCCAGGAAAAAAUAGAGGAGC
Saprolegnia parasitica CBS 223.65 is the source of this 3909-nucleotide messenger RNA. RefSeq lists its product as hypothetical. The coding region runs from base 1 to 3819 and encodes 1272 amino acids. Gene Ontology annotation, biological process: intracellular protein transport; retrograde transport, endosome to Golgi. Gene Ontology annotation, cellular component: cytosol; Ric1-Rgp1 guanyl-nucleotide exchange factor complex; Golgi membrane. NCBI's taxonomy places the organism in Eukaryota, Oomycota, Saprolegniomycetes, Saprolegniales, Saprolegniaceae. The record is from RefSeq and is a predicted model, not a curated record. Gene Ontology annotation, molecular function: protein binding; fatty-acyl-CoA binding. The transcript is spliced from 6 exons.